AUGGGAGUGGGCAUAUUACAAGAAAAUGAUUUUGAAUUUGUUGGCAUUUCUGCAAAACCGAAUACCAGAAGAAGACUUGUGGCAUCGUCCACACCCAUGGCUGCCUCAGCCGGAAUGGAUUCACUGGGGCUCCUAGUCACAACCCUGGUGAUAGUUAGCUAUGUAGCUGCUCAGAACCCUUGUGAAUUAACAACUGGCUCAAGUACAGCUUCCAACCCUACUAUAAGACUUGAUUUCGAUGAAGCUACUGCCACUGACCUGCUAAACUUAGAUGCUUUCACUGCGUUCAGUACUAUCUUUGGAACCCUAAGUCCUGGUGUCAAUCAGAUAAGUCUGACCAUUAUUGAUGAGGCAACUAUCAAGGAAAACGAACCCAAUGGAACAUCUCACUUCCAGCUUGUUGAACAAGAUCUAUCGAGUCCAAUCAAUGGAGAGACAAAGGGUGUCUUCAUUCGACUCUUUGCCCCAGUAGACAGAGAUGGUGCUGACUUCAGAAUCUCUGAUGAUGUAGAUGUCGCGUCAUUUAAGCUGCAAUGUAGAAAUGUCCUCGACACAACGACAACUAUCACUUACAAUGUGUUGGUGACAAUAAAUGAUAUUAAUGACAAUACACCUGAAUUUGAGGGGUUACCUUACCAGACUAACGUGGAUGAGUUGGCUGUGGUGGGAACAACCAUUUUUCAAGAUAUCUUUGCCAUUGACAAAGAUGCUGGAAAUAACAGAAAAAUAAUUUAUGGACUUUUGCCGGGAGUUGGCUCAAGCAAAUUCUCUCUAGACACCAACUUCUUAAAGAUUGCCAGUCCGUUAGAUUAUGAAUCCCUUGGCACCAACAAAUUUUACCUACUGGAAGUCACAGCUACAGUAAGUUUUGAGUAUCCAGGUCAGAUUGUUAACUUGGUGGAAUCAUCAGGUCAGAUUAUAAACUUGGUGGAAUCAUCAGGUCAGAUUGUAAACUUUGUGGAAGGAAUGAUCAGGUCAGAUUGUAAACUUGGUGGAAUCAUCAGGUCAGAUUGUAAACUUGGUGGGAAUCAUCAGGACAGCGCUCCAGCAGGUACACAGAGGACUGCAACAGCAACAGUGACAGUCAACAUCAUGGAUGCAGAUGACCUUAGUCCGGUGUUUGAGUAUGCAGGCUGUACAGUGUUCAAUAAUUUUUGUGUGUUUCCACAAUACACUUCUUCAAUUACAUCUGGCACAACGUCUACUCUAAUAAUUAACAGAAAGGGAGAUACCACUACCCCUAUUGAUAUCCGGGCACGGGACAGAGAUUCACUCAACUAUCCUAUCAGCUUUUCCAUUUUGGAUACAUAUCCACCUAACCUUGGGUCGAGAUUUUCACUGUCUGAAGGACCAAAUAGCAAUGGCUUAUACACCACAUUCAUCAGCGUCAAUACUCCUUUGAACAUAGGCAGUGAGCCCAAUGUGGUUGUCUUCAUCCUGGCACAAGAGUCUGGUCAAUCUGGAAACAACCGUACCACUGAGGCAGUACUGGAACUAACUGUAAACCCUGCCAAUGUACUUGCACCGGACGUGACUGUACCAUUUACUGGUUAUGUUGAUGAAAAUGUACCACUCAACACAGUGGUACAAAAUCAAGCAGGAACACAGUUGCUUCGCCUGAUCGUCGCUGACCGUGACUUGGCGGAUCCUUCGGAUGGUACAUAUGAUUAUGCUGUGAGUGGGACCAGUAACUUUGGUGUGACAGCAGAUGGAUACAUAGUAGUGACAGGAGACUUGAAUUAUGAAGCUGUGCCUUUUCCCAAGUCUUUUACAUUUACGGUACAAGUAACAGAGACCCACACCGCUGUGCCAUUGUCAACUAGUGUGUCUGUGACUGUGUUUGUCAGGGAUGUGAAUGACUUGGCUCCAGCCUUCACAGGAAGAGGUUAUGCGGAUACUGUUGUAGCCGGCGAUUAUUCAGCUUCACCAAGCAGUCUUAUAGCUGUCACAGCUACAGAUGGUGAUACAGGAGAUUUUGGAACGGUACGCUACACAAUUUUUUCUGGUGAUACGAGUGUUUUUGCAAUUGAUAAUAUAAAUGGCCUGUUGUCUGUGAUUGGAACUGCUGUCAAGGACGAAGUUUAUACCGUGGAAGUACAAGCUAGUGACUCGCCUAACACUCCAGUUGGCAGAUUAUCUACAGUUACAGCUGUUACUAUUACUGUGACACCAUCGGGUACUGAGGCUCCAGUUAUACCUGCCAGUACUUACACUGUGACAGUCAGCGAAGGAGUGAAUGUCGCUUCUUCCAUCUUCACUGUUCCGGCCUCUGACCCUGAAGGUCAAGCUUUGACCUUUAGCUUUAUUUCUGGAAACAACCCGGCACAUUUCGCGAUCGAUAACACUGGAAAGAUCACUAACAUAGUCCAACUGGAUCGGGAGACACGUAGUUCAUAUACUUUGGGUGUUGUAGUGACAGACCAAACAUUAUUGACCGACACAGCCACAGUCGAUAUUACAGUGACAGAUAUCAAUGACUUCCGGCCAUUUUUCAAUCAGGCUCAGUAUACAUUCCAAGUUGCUGAAGAGCAAGUUGGUGCCACUGUUGGCGAAGUUGAGGCAUUUGAUAAUGAUGAAGGAGCCAAUGGGCAAUUGGAUUACUCUAUUUCUCAAGUUUCUACAGGCUCACUAUUUUCGAUCAGUAGUAAUGGUAUCAUAACUACAGCUCAGGCUUUGGAUUAUGAAUCCCAGACACAACACAUCAUCCUUGUUCUAGCAACAGACCGAGGAAAUCCUCAGCGGACAGGGACAGCCUCUGUCACAAUCAAUGUCCUGGAUAUUCAGGAUAAUGUGCCACAAUUUGUUGAAAGAAGUUAUACAGUUUUAAUGAAUGAGAACUUACCAGCUGGCACAAGUGUAAUUAAUGUACAGGCACUUGAUGCAGAUACCACUGAUGCCAUCACUUACAAGUUUUCUACUGGGAGUUUCAGUCCUUUUACUAUCAACCCGGGAUCAGGGUUGAUAACACUCAACACACCAUUAAAUUUUGAAGUUGUGCCGCUUUACAUUUUCACGGUUACAACCAACGAAGGCGAGACAAGUUUGCUGCCAUCAGUUUCCACCACAGUCACUGUGUCUGUCGUUGAUUUGAAUGAUGCUGACCCAAUCUUGUCGGUAGCAUCAGCAGAUGUUACUGUAGAUGAGAAUAUAGCUGUGGGUACUUACACUUUGUUUGAUGUUGAUGCAACAGAUGCAGAUCCCGCUAACACAGAAAACAGCAGAGUAACUUUUUCCAUCACUGGUGUCAAUUCAAACAGUCCUUCAAAUCCAAACAGUGGAGAUAAUCUCUUUACCAUCAAUUCUGAUACAGGAGUUAUUUCCCUCGCUCAGCCUUUGACAUCAGAUGCUACUAGAGCUACUGUUUACAAUAUAAAUGUGGAAGGCCGCGACCAUGGAGUGCCAAUAAGGACUGGGACUACAACUUUGACGUUAAAUGUUGUCAGGAACAAUGCCCCAGUGUUCCCUGCCCCACUGACAAGAACCGUGGACAGCAAUGCACCCUUCCCAAAUGUGCUGUUUACAUUUGCAGCCAUUGAUAAUGAUGCGGGUGCGUUUGGAAUUCUGACAUAUUCACUGAUUGCCGAUGGACGGGUUCCAAAUCAUUUUGAAGUUGGAUCAUCAAAUGGUGCAAUCAGCCUUAGGAGUUCUCUGUUGACUGAUGAUUCUGAUGCAUACUAUCUUCGUGUGGUGGCUGUUGACGGUGGUGAUCUGUCAGCUACAGGUACAGUCACAGUCAGUGUAAACAGAAAUCUGUUUAAUCCUUCUUUCAAUGGUGCUGGACCAUUCAAUUUCGCUACAUCAGUACUGGAGAAUGCACCUCUGCUUCAGUCUGUAUUCCAACUGGCUGGUAGUGAUGCUGAUCAACAGUCUCCUUACAACCAGAUUACAUAUAGUAUUGUGGGUGAUACUUUAGCACAACAAUACUUCCUUAUCACGGAAACCGGGCAACUUCAGCUGAAAAGAUCCCCUGCUGACAAUCAAGGCAUUUCUUCCUUCACUGUUACAGUAGGCCUUCAGGAUCAAGGAGUACCACCGAGGACUGCUACAUCAAAUGCUGUGGUCACAGUUAAUGUCCUUAGAAACACACUACCACCUAUAUUUUUCAAUCAGACAUAUACAAGGAGUCUCAAUGAAAAUGUCCCCUCUGGAACAAAUGUUGUUACAGUUAUUGCCACGGAUGCAAACACACAGCCAGAGUUUAAUACCAUCACUUAUUCCUUAUUUGAUUCCUCGAAUCUGUUUUCCAUCAGUUCUAAUGGUCAGAUCACCACAGCAGGUGAUUUGGAAACCCCAACACAGGAUCUAUACACAUUAGUGGUAGUUGCCAGUGACAAUGGUAGUCCUGCCCGUGAAGCUACUGCAUACGUCUACGUAACAAUUUUACGAAACUUCUUCAACCCGGUGUGGUCAGUAACAAGCUUCUCUGAUCAGAUCCUUGAGACUCAAACUCCAGGUACAAGCUUGACUGGAGUAAACCUGCUUGGUGGCAUCGAAGACAGAGACACUAAAGCUCCAGGAAACACCAUCAACUUCAGAAUGAAUACAGGUACUACACCUGCAAAAUCACAGCAAUAUUUCCAGGUGUCCGCUUCAGGAGAUAUUUCUGUUAAGGAAGAUCUUAGAACAGAUGGAGAUAAUUUAUAUCUGUUGUAUAUAGAUGCCUAUGAUUUGGGGUCUCCAUCCAGAGAAAGUGUUCAGACUGCCACUGUUUCUAUUGCUGUAACCCGAAAUGAUGCUCCGACAUUUACAAAUCCUACUUUUACACAAACUGUCACAGCCAGCAUUAAUCAGGGCUCUACUGUUUUUACACUUACUGCUCAGGAUCCCAAUAUUGGUGUUCCUGAAUUUAACCAACUAACUUUCACCUUGUUGGGAAUUGAUACAGCCUUGACAUACUUUGAACUCGGUUCUCGUACUGCAAACACCGUAAAUAUUGUCAGUCGAAGCUCUCUGCUUGCUGUGACUGAAGAUACUUUCAAGCUUUUGGUGCGUGUACAAGACAAUGGUUCGCCAUCCCUCAGCAAUCAGAAUAUCGUCACACUUACAAUGCUGAAGAACUUGAAUGCACCCGAGUUCAUUGUACAGAACUAUAACCAAACAAUUCUGGAGACACAAACUGUUGGCAGCAACAUUGGAGUGCAGGUUCGGGGCAGAGAUGCAGAUGCAUUGCCACCACAUAAUGUUGUCAAGUAUGAGGCACUUGGAGAAGCAGCAACCUUGACUUAUUUUGCCAUAAACAGUAAUGAUGGUCAAAUUUCUGUCAUUCGACCUCUGACACUUGAAGAAAAUGAUAGGACUUAUGUUAUGCGGGUGAUUUUGAGAGAUUCUUCCUUGCUGUCACAACAGACAGGAACAGUAUCCAUAACUGUACGACGAAAUAAUUUUGACCCUUUUUUCACAAAUCUACCUUCUGUAGAGUCUGUUGCAAGGACUGCCCAGCCUGGUGCCAGUCUUUUUACUGUUCUUGCUACAGAUGCAGACUCGGUUACUCCAUUCAAUAGUGUACAAUAUGCUAUUGUGGCUGGGAAUACCGGUAAUGUGUUCAACAUUAACAGCAAUACAGGGGCAGUUACUCUGGGCCAGUCUCUCCCAAGUCUCACUGUAGCUACUUAUGUAUUGUCAAUCAUGGCCUAUGAUCAAGGGGUGCCUAGUCGUGUGGCCUACAGCUCACUGACAUUCAAUGUGGACAGUAACCUUGAGACACCUAGGAUAACUAAACCCACAGCUGGUGCACUUUAUCAGGAUACAGUUAACAUCAUUGAAACAAUUCAGUUUGAGUCACUAGUGUAUGAUGUUGUAGCUGUGGACACUGAUAAUACGAGUCCAUACAACACUUUGACCUAUUCAAUUGUGGGGACUGGGAAAGGUCCGGAUUACUUUUCUAUCAACCCAGACAAUGGAGAGAUUCGAAUCAAGGCAUCAUUGUUGCAGGACUCGGCUAGAGAUACAACAUAUACUGUUCUUGUAAGUGUUCAAGAUGGUGGCAGUCCGCCCAAGGUUGCUGUCAAUACUGCAACUAUCACUAUCAUCGUAGACAGGAAUGACUUUGCUCCACAGUGGCAGAACUUGCCAUACAAUAUGAUAGUUCCAGAAAACAUCGGAGUCAACAAUGUAUUAAACUCUGUUCAAGCUCAAGCCACAGAUGCUGAUACCUUUUACAAUGUAGUACGCUAUGAAGUGAUUGGUUUUGGGAGUGCACCUGUUUACUUUCAAGUGAAUGAGGUGACAGGUUCCAUAUCAGUGAGGUCAGCACUGUCAGGAAGCUCGGAAGAAGUGUUCUACGUUCGUGUUCGAGCUUAUGAUAAUGGAAGUCCUCCUAAAGAAAACACAACAACUGUAACCUUAUCCAUCGAGCGCAACCUUUUCGCUCCAACUGUGGACUCGCCAAGCAUUACGGAACGAAUUCCAGCAACACAGGCUUUAGGAGUUUCAGUGGUAGACAUACCAGCUACAGAUGGGGAUAGCCAGGCGCCGAACAACGUUAUUCGUUACAACCUCACUGCCUCAGCUGCUGUACUGGAAUUCUUUGACAUUGAUGUUGUGAAUGGGUUUAUUUAUGUUAAGAAGUCUCUAACGCUUGAUACAGCAGAGACCCAACAAUUCACGAUGAGUGUUUCUGUUUACGACAUGGGAACAGUUUCAAAAACAUCGCCUUCAUCCACAGCAGUUAUCAUCAAUGUGUACAGGAACAGGAACGCUCCAUUCUUUAGUGCCCCAAAUUAUGCUACCACUAUUUCAGAGGGGCGUGCUGUCGGUGACAAUAUUCUUCCAAUCGGGUUUGGAGACAGCGACACGGAC
Molecule: messenger RNA, 6798 nt
Organism: Ylistrum balloti
Lineage: Eukaryota; Metazoa; Mollusca; Bivalvia; Pectinida; Pectinidae
Product: cadherin-23-like
Exons: 43
Biological process (GO): homophilic cell-cell adhesion
Cellular component (GO): plasma membrane
Molecular function (GO): calcium ion binding
Source: RefSeq, a predicted model, not a curated record